Molecule: messenger RNA, 1218 nt
Organism: Saprolegnia diclina VS20
Lineage: Eukaryota; Oomycota; Saprolegniomycetes; Saprolegniales; Saprolegniaceae
Exons: 5
Coding region: 10-1176 (388 amino acids)
Source: RefSeq, a predicted model, not a curated record
CGAUAUUUCAUGGACGACCUGCCGCUCAUCGAUACGACGCACGCCACGCGGCUGCUCAAACAGCUCGCGACCGUCGUCGAGACGCAGCGCCUCGAACUUGCGCAGCUUGCGGCCAAGGUCGAUGCGCUUGAAGCGAGCGCGGCCGGGACCCGCCGCCAUCUCGCGGCCCACGACGCCCAUGCGACCGCGAUCGAUGCUCGACUUGGUCACGUGGAGGCCGAGCUGUCGCCCGCGACCGCGACCAGUCUCGGAGCGUUCGUGGCCCGGCUCUCGACGCAGUUGGCUGCGACCGAAGCGCGCUUGGAGGCCAAAGCCGACCUCGACGUGCUCCAUGCCGCCGACGACGCGUUGGAGCAUCGGCUGGUGCGGCGCCUCCAGCGCAACGAAGUCGCCAUUAGCGAGACAGCGCGCUUGGCCGAGAGACUUGAAGCCAGCGCCGCUGCGAUCCAAGCCCACGUGCACGUGAUCGAUGCGACGCUGCCGACCAAGCUCGACAAGAUGGACCUGGCCCAACUCGAGACCGCCAGCGCCAAGCUCACGGGCUUUGGCGCCCGCGCCGAUGCGCUCGACGUGGCGCUCGAGCUUGUGCAGGGCCGUCUUGAAUCGCUUCAAGUCCAAGUCGCCACAGACGUGCGAACGCUCGAAGCCGCGGCUGCGACGACGGCCGACGCGAUGCGGAGUACGUUCACUGACGCCGUGCACUUGCUGCGGACCGAGGUGCGAGCGUCGGCGUCGGCGACAGCGUCGGCUAUCAAAGGCAGCGAAGCGCGCCUCCACGAGCAGAUACAAAGCGAGAUUCGUCGUCUCUCGGAGGCCGCUUUGCACGCGCAGACCAAAUCGGACGCCAAUCUCCAAGGACUCGCGUCCGUCUUGCAGUCUUCCUGCCGCCAGCUACGCGACGAGGUGGCGCGAAAGGCGAACCGGAGUGAUGUCGUUUCCGCAACGAACGCGCUGACCUCGACACUGCAGACCAAGGUCGCAACCGAGGCCGCCCUAUUGUCGCUCCAGAGCAAGAUCGCGGCCGUCGCAAGCGUAUCCAACGAGAUGACGACCAAAGUCGAGAUUGCGCUGCGGUUUGUCGACUGGUUUUACGCCCGCGGCAGUGCGUACGAGCACAAUUUGCGCAGCGUCGAAGCGCAGCUCACGCAUUUAGCGCAGGCGUCGUCGUUGUCGUAGGAAUAAGAUUGCUUGCAAUUAUAAACGUACGGGUGUAUACUC